CCGAAUUCGAAAGAAACAUUUUCUACAUUGUUGCAAUGUUAGAGAAGUGAAGUGAAAAUAACUAAUAAAUUGAGCUUUUUCAGUGGAACUUAAUAUCUUCCAGUUGUCACUUUUUUAUUUUAAAGACUAAAAUUAUAAGAUAUGGAAAGCAAAAUUACACUUUCAUUCAAAGUUUCCACAACUUUUUGUAUGUAAAAAUGAAAUCUGAACACUGUUUUAACAUAAUAAAUAUUCAUAGAUGUAUGUCAGUCAUUACAGAUAAUUAUGAAAACUGUUAGUGAUUCAUGUUUUCGAAUUUUGAUGAAAGAAAAACGUUUGGGAAAACUGGAUGAGCUUGGUGUGGUCCAUGAAGCGGAUCUUGCACUAGUUACGCAACAUGUGAACAAAAAACACUCCAGAAACUUUAUUCCCAUUUCAAGCCUAGGAGAUUUAUCCAGUCCAGAGCGAAACUCAAGUCAAGAAGAGUACCUUGAUCUUCGAUCACAGAAGACAUUUUUUGCCAGCACUUCCAGAGCAAAGGAGUCACUUGGACACAGAAGCAUUUCAGUCUAUGACAGUGGAAUUAUACACAUGUCUACUGGAACAAGACUGGUUAAAAGCCAACGUUGUGCCAGUGUUCAAAAAAGGCGACAAACCCCAGGUGGAGUGCUAUCAGCCCACAUCGCUUUUGAGUGUGUCCAGCAAGAUCCUUGA
Anneissia japonica is the source of this 693-nucleotide messenger RNA. RefSeq lists its product as uncharacterized. The coding region runs from base 265 to 693 and encodes 142 amino acids. The transcript is spliced from 4 exons. The record is from RefSeq and is a predicted model, not a curated record. Lineage: Eukaryota; Metazoa; Echinodermata; Crinoidea; Comatulida; Comatulidae.